UGACAUCGAGAUUAUGGAUACAGGAGGAUUUGGGAUUAUAUAUAAAGCCACUCAUUUCAAAAAUAUUGUUGUUUUGAAGAAAUUAAAAGAAGAUGUGAAUGAGGAAGAUUUAUACAAUGAGAUAAAACUUCUUAAAAAAGUUAAUCUUCAUCCGAAUAUCAAUUCACUCUUUGGGAUUACUGAAGAUCCAAAAACUAAAAAUGCAAUAAUGGUCUUGAAUUACGCAAAUGAAGGAAAUCUACAAAGUUAUCUUAGAAAAAAUUGGGUAAAAUUGACUUGGAGAAAGAAAAUCAAAUUCGCACUUGAUAUAGCAAGCGGGAUUGAACAUCUCCAUAAGUUUAAAAUAAUACAUCGUGAUUUGCAUCCUAAAAACAUUCUCGUUGACAAUGGUGUAUUGAAGAUAGCCGAUUUAGGAUGUUCAAAGAUUUUUUGUGAAAAUUCGUUAUCCAACUCAAAUCCUUGUGGAAUAAUUGCAUUUAUUGAUCCUCAAUGCUUCAUCAGCUCGCGCAAAAAAUUCAAGAGAAAUUAUAAAUCGGAUAUCUAUGGUCUUGGCAUGAUCAUGUGGUUUAUUUCUACCGGACGCCAACCUUUCGAGGGUGUUGAUCAUUGUACCCUUAUUCAAGACAUACCAAAAGGAUUAAGAGAACAAGAUUUAUCUCAAAAAACACCUCCUGAAUACAUUGCAAUAUAUAAAAAAUCUUGGGAUUCGGAUCCAGAAAAGCGACCUCAACUGAUAGAAAUAAAGGAAGAGUUGGAAAAUCUUCAAAAACAAAUAGAACGAUGUUGUGAAUAUCCAUAUGAUUCCAUAGAACCAAAAGAAAACCUCCAAAUACUCCAAAUACCCAAAAUCACAAUAACACCUAAUCACACACAUUAUUCAUAUUCUACUGAUUCUAUCUCGAACGUUAGUUCUACUUCGAACCUCGAUUAUUCAUGUGACUCUCCAGAACCAAGAUUAAUUAUUGAGCACAAACUCACAAGCUCACGGAAAACAGAUGAUGCAUUUCAAAAGUUCUUGAAAGAUUAUGAAAGUGAAGCACCAAAAAUUUUCAAUGCGUUACAAGUGAUGCAGCACGAACAAAAGGAACUGUUUAUAGCUUUAUCAUAUUUUCACGGAUUUGGAGUAGAAAAAAAUGAUAGAAAUUAUUUGGAGAACCUCGAGAACGCAUACGCAAAAGGAGUUUUAUUUGCAAUCUCAGAAUUAGCUGCUUGUUAUUAUAAAGGUAUUGGAGUCAAAAAAAAUAUUGAAAAAGCGUUCGAGCUUUACAAAAUAUGUGUAGGGCGUGGUUCCAUGGUUGACAAAUGUUCAUUGAGUGAAUUUUAUUUUAAUGGAAUUGGUGGGGCGGAAAGAGAUCUGGAACUUGCAUUCGCCUUGUUAAAAAGCUCUGCUACAGUUAGCUACAUUCCUGCAAUGUAUUGGUUAGGACAUUGUUACCAAUGCGGAAUAGGUGUUAGACAGAAUUUAGAAAAAGCUGCCGACCUAUAUCGCGAAGUUAUUCAAAAUGGUGAUUAUAAAGAUACAAGAAAAAAACUGGAGACCUUAUCAAAUCAAGUAUGUUGA
Acaulospora morrowiae is the source of this 1561-nucleotide messenger RNA. NCBI's taxonomy places the organism in Eukaryota, Fungi, Glomeromycota, Glomeromycetes, Diversisporales, Acaulosporaceae. The record is from the annotation of a GenBank genome assembly.